AUAACUAUAUUCCCCGUUGGAUUUCGGAUUCUAGUCAAAUAAUUAUUUGUUUAGAACUGUUUUAUUUUACUUCAACAACAAAAUGGAUAUAAUGUCAAAUAUGAAAAUAGAAAGGGUUAAUUGAAAGGUUAACUAAUAUCUUUUUUUUUGUCAUAUGGUUAACUAAUAUCUAUAUUAAGAAAUUUGAUGCUGUGGUUCUUGGAAAAUACAAUUUUUUUAACAUAAUGCAAAUAGAAACUGUUUGAACAAUUGCUAUAGCUUCAUAAAUAUUUUUUAUUUUUUCUGUAAUUAUACUCAUAAUUUAAGAUACAAUAAUAUUUAAAUAGUAAAAUGUAAGAUAUGAAAGUAUCAGUAAAAAAAUGCAAAGCUAUUUUUAAUGUUUUUUGAAAAUAUCUGAAAAUGCAUCCUAAAAUUGAAUUUUAUCCAAAUUAUUCAAAAAAAGGAAAGGAUUAUAGCUACUUGACUUUAUAUAACUUUAUAUUUUAUUUCGUUACCGAAAAAUGUGGUUAGUGUUUAUCCAGCUAAUUUGUUUAUGUAUCUUUCUUUCUGUGAUUUAUCAUUCCAAUACUCUAAAUGAACAUGUUUAUUAGAUAAUCCAUUUAUGGAAAAUAGCUAUUUGAAAAUUUUAAAUAUGUAGUUAUGAAGGAAUACAUUAUACAUCACUAAAUCUGUAUUGGAAGAGUUCUUUUUAUUGAAAUCAGUGGAAGAGGUUAUUUUAUGAUCAUCAAAAAGUUUUACGAAUUUUUUAUCCCCUUCAAAAUACACUAUAACGUUACGAAUUUUCUCUCGUUCAUCAAUAGUUUUCUAACAAUGUUGUAGAGUUUUAUUGAAAUAAACAUAUUUAACCUAGGUUUAAUCCAAAUAAUAUGUUUUAAUUUUGUGCUUAUAUUUUUUACAUUAGCGCUAUCUUAAACCAUAGAGAAAUUGACGGUGGGUGAUGGAGUUUUCCUUGAUAUGUGAAGACAAGUGGUUGAAAUUAAAAUCACCCAUUACCAAGUCUCACCCACAAAAACAUACAUUCCAAAUUAAUAUCUAUAUUAAGAAAUUUGAUGUUAUAAUUAUUAUUUGAACUGUAAUAAUUAGUUGUUUAUAACUGUUUUUUAAGUUAACAACAAAAUGGAUAUAAUGUAAAAAUGGAAGUAGAAAGGAUUAAUCGAAAUGUUAAUUGAUAUCUAUAUUAAGAAAUUUGAUGUUUUGUUUCUUCGAAAAUAUAAUUUAUCUUAUACAAAUUUUCAACAUAAUGCAAAUAUAAAGGUUUAUUCUACAAUUGGUAUAGUUUCAUAAAUAUUGUAGAGAAAUUAUUUUACUUUUUCUGUAAUUAUAAUCAUAGUUUAAGAUUAAAAACAUUCCAGUUAAACUUAAUAGUAAUUAAAAUUGUAGUUGAAAUGAAUCUACAAUCAAAACAAACUAAAUUAAGCAAGUUUAAAAAAUAAACUAUCUAGGUAUUCAACCACAACGAAACUACUUCUGCAAAUAUGUCUUCUCUAUCGAAGAGUAGUUUCAUCAUGUUGCUCAAGUGUAUGUACCAAAAGAAGAAAAAGAGGACACCGUAGCCGUUCCAACCAUGGAGGAAAACUAGACCAAAGCAACAGCGACCUAUCAUGUGACUUUAUAUAACUUUAUAUUUUAUUUCGUUAUCGAAAGAUGUGGUUAGUAUUUAUCCAACUAAUUUGUUUAUGUCUCUUUUUGUGAUUUUUCAUUCCAAUACUCCAAAUAAACAUGUUUAUUAAAUAAUGCAUUUAUGGAAAACAGCUAUUUGAAAAAUUUAAAAGCAAUGUAGUUAUGUAGGAAUACAAUUUACAUAUUUCUAAAUGAUAAAGUUGCAUUAGAAGUUUGACAAAAAAAAAGUUGAACUAAAUUUUUGUUGGAAGAGUUUUGUGAUCAUAAAAACACACUACAACGUUAGGAAUUUCCCCUCAUUCAUCAAUAGUUUCUUGACAACAUUGUAGAGUUUUAUUCAAAUAAACAUAUUUAACCUAAGUUUAAUCCAAAUAAUACGUCUUAAUUUGAGUUUGCAUUUCUUACAUUAGCUUCCAAUAGCGCUAUCUUUAGCUCCAUAGAGAAAUUGACCGUGGAUGAUGGAGUUUUCCUUGAUAUGUGAAGACAAGUGGUUGAAAUUAAAAUCACCCAUUACUAAGUCUCAGCCACUAAAACAUACAUUCCAAAUAUAGUUUAUGUGUUUGCACUAACCAAGGCAAGACCUUACAUAGACAAGAUAAAUAAGGAAAUAGUUUCUAAAUGUUUUUCUUCCUUGUCGGUAAAAAGAGUGUGGUAAGGUGGGAGACAUGGAGAGAGCCGUGGUGAAAGCAAAGCGUAAAGAGUUAGGGAUUUCAUGCAUGCUUAACACAGAGGUUGGUGCAGUCCUUGCUGUCAUCCGUAGACCCAUCUCAGAAAGUUAUCUUUCUCCACAAGAAACAGAUCAUUGUGAUUCAUCAGUCCAACAAUCUCUCAAAUCUCUGAGAGCCCUUAUCUUCAACCCUCAGCAAGAAUGGCGCACCAUAGAUCCUUCGGUUUACCUCUCGCCUUUCCUUGAAGUCAUUCAAAGCGAUGAGAUCCCCGCAAGUGCCACAGCGGUGGCUUUGUCCUCAAUCUUGAAGAUUCUUAAGAUUGAAAUCUUUGAUGAGAAAAGUCCUGGUGCUAAAGAUGCUAUGAACUCUAUUGUCUCUGGGAUCACUAGUUGUCGUUUGGAGAAAACAGAUUCGAUAUCUGAAGAUGCGGUGAUGAUGAGGAUCCUUCAAGUUCUAACCGGAGUCAUGAAACAUCCAGCCUCGGAGUUACUAGAAGAUCAAGCGGUUUGCACAAUAGUCAACACAUGUUUCCAAGUUGUACAACAAUCUGCUGGUAGAGGAGAUCUUCUCCAGCGCAAUGGAAGAUACACAAUGCAUGAGCUGAUUCAGAUCAUCUUCUCUAGGUUACCUGACUUUGAAGUCAGAGGAGAAGACGGUGGUGAAGAUUCAGAGUCUGACACUGACGAAAUCGACAUGAACAGCGGAUAUGGAAUACGCUGUUGCAUCGACAUUUUUCAUUUCUUAUGUUCUUUGCUCAAUGUUGUUGAGGUUGUCGAGAACUCGGAAGGGACAAGCGUCCACACCGCGGACGAGGAUGUGCAGAUUUUCGCUUUGGUCUUAAUCAACAGCGCCAUUGAGUUAAGCGGUGAUGCUAUAGGGCAACAUCCAAAGCUUCUUAGGAUGGUUCAAGAUGAUUUGUUUCACCAUUUGAUCCAUUACGGAGCUUCUUCAAGCCCUCUUGUCCUCUCUAUGAUCUCUAGUUGUAUCCUUAACAUCUAUCACUUCCUCCGCAAGUUUGUGAGGCUACAACUUGAAGCUUUCUUCUCCUUUGUGUUACUUAAAGUUACAGCUUUCACAGGCUUCCUUCAGUUACAAGAAGUGGCCCUUGAAGGGCUUAUCAACUUUUGUCGACAACCUGCGUUCAUAGUUGAAGCUUAUGUGAACUAUGAUUGUGAUCCCAUAUGUAGGAAUGUUUUUGAAGAGACAGGCAAAGUUCUAUGCAGACACACCUUCCCUACAUCUGGUCCCUUAACCUCUAUGCAAAUCCAAGCCUUUGAAGGUCUUGUGAUCUUGAUUCACAACAUAGCUGACAACAUGGAUAGAGAGGAAGAUGAAGGUGGUGAGGAAGAAGACUCAAACGCUAUCAAGCCAAGCCCGGUUGAGAUUAACGAGUACAUACCCUUUUGGAUAGAGAAGCCAAAAGAGGAUUUUGAGACAUGGGUGGAGCAUAUAAGAGUAAGGAAAGCACAAAAGAGGAAGCUAGCUAUAGCUGCUAACCAUUUUAAUAGAGAUGAGAAAAAGGGUUUGGAGUAUUUGAAGUAUAACCACUUAGUCUCUGACCCUCCUGAUCCAAUGGCAUUAGCUUCUUUCUUCAGAUUCACACCAGGUUUGGACAAGACAAUGAUUGGAGAUUACCUUGGAGACCCUGACGAGUUGCAUCUCAGUGUUCUCAAAAGCUUCACACAUACAUUUGAGUUCACAGGCAUGAAUCUUGAUACUGCUUUAAGAACAUUCUUGGAGUCGUUUCGGCUACCAGGAGAGUCUCAAAAGAUUGAACGUAUGAUUGAAGCUUUCUCCGAGAGGUUCUAUAAUCAACAGUCUUCAGAGAUCUUUGCAAGCAAAGACACUGUCCAUAUCCUCUGCUACUCGCUAAUCAUGCUCAACACAGAUCAACACAACCCUCAGGUUAAGAAGAAAAUGACUGAAGACGAGUUCAUCCGCAACAACAGAGCCAUCAACGCUGGAAAAGACCUUCCAAGAGAGUACCUCUCAGAGCUGUUUCAAUCCAUUUCAACAAACGCAUUCGCCUUAUCGACACAUUCAGGUCCGGUGGAGAUGAAUCCAAACAGAUGGAUUGAGCUGAUGAACAGAACAAGGACCACACAGCCUUUGAGUAUGUGCCAGUUUGAUCGGCGAAUAGGACGAGACAUGUUUGCAACCAUAGCAGGUCCAUCUAUAGCUGCAGUUUCAGCCUUCUUCGAGCAUUCAGACGACGACGAAGUGCUUCACGAGUGCGUUGACGCUUUGAUCUCUAUAGCCAGAGUUGCUCAGUACGGUCUCGAAGACAUUCUCGACGAGCUAAUCGCCUCCUUUUGUAAAUUCACAACGCUGUUGAACCCUUACACAACCCCUGAAGAGACUCUCUUCGCGUUUAGUCACGACAUGAAACCUAGAAUGGCCACUCUUGCUGUCUUCACGCUCGCUAACAGCUUCGGAGAUUCCAUCAGAGGAGGGUGGAGGAACAUUGUGGACUGUCUCUUGAAGCUAAGAAAGCUCCAGCUUCUUCCGCAGUCUGCUAUAGAGUUCGAGACAACGGAGGAAGAAGCCUUAUCCGAAUCUGACCUAAACAUGCUUGCGAGCCAAGAAAACAAAUUCAACAGGAGACAAGGCUCUAGCUUAAUGGGUAGAUUCUCACACUUCUUGGCGUUAGACAGCGUUGAAGAGUCUGUAGCUCUUGGGAUGAGCGAGUUUGAGCAGAAUCUCAAAGUCAUUAAACAAUGCAGAAUCGGUCAAAUCUUCAGCAAAAGCUCGGUGCUGCCUGAUGUGGCAGUGCUGAACCUAGGCCGUUCAUUGAUCUACGCAGCUGCAGGAAAAGGACAAAAGUUUAGCACGGCGAUAGAGGAAGAAGAGACGGUUAAAUUCUGCUGGGACUUGAUCAUAGCUGUGGCCUUAUCCAACAUCCACCGGUUCAACAUGUUCUGGCCUAGCUACCAUGAGUAUCUCCUCAACGUAGCUAACUUCCCUCUCUUCUCCCCCAUCCCUUUCGUCGAAAAAGGCAUCCCGGGCUUGUUUAAAGUCUGCAUAAAGAUUCUCGCUGCUAACCUUCAAGAUCAGCUCCCGGAGGAGCUGAUCUUCAGGUCGAUAACGAUCAUGUGGAAGAUAGAUAAAGAGAUUAUCGACACUUGUUACGACACGAUAACAGAGUUUGUCAGCAGGAUUAUCACGGACCACUCCGCUAGUCUCCAAACUCAGAUCGGUUGGAAAAGCGUUUUGCAGCUGCUCUCUUUGUGCGGGAGACAUCCCGAGACCAAGGAGCAAGCUGUUGACGCUCUCAUCGGUCUAAUGUCCACCAACGCGUCCCAUCUCUCCCAGUCAAGCUACGCGUAUUGCAUUGAUUGUUCCUUCAGCUUCGUCGCGUUGCGAAACAGCGCGGUUGAGAAGAACUUGACGAUACUAGACCUCAUGACGGAGUCAGUUACAAUGUUAAUACAAUGGUACAAGACAGCAUCCACGGAGACGGUGAAUAACUUCAGCGUGGCUAGCAACACGAGCAGCUCAUCCUCAGUGGAGGAGAACAGUUUGAGAGGAGUCAACUUCGUUCACCACCUCUUCCUCAAACUCUCCGAGGCUUUUCGAAAAACAACGCUAGCGCGACGAGAAGAGAUACGCAACAGAGCGGUGACGUCGCUAGAGAGAAGCUUCACCAUGGCGCACGAGGAUCUCGGGUUCACGCCGUCGGGUUGCAUCUACUGCAUAGACCAUGUGAUCUUCCCGACGAUAGAUGACUUGCACGAGAAGCUACUAGACUAUUCGAGGCGCGAGAGCGCGGAGAGGGAGAUGAGGAGCAUGGAAGGGACGUUGAAGAUAGCGAUGAAGAUGCUUAAGAACGUGUUUUUGCAUUACUUGGAGCAGAUUGUUGGGAGUGCGGAGUUUAGGACGUUUUGGUUGGGGGUGUUGAGGAGGAUGGACACGUGUAUGAAGGCGGAUUUGGGGGAGUAUGGUGAUAAUAAGCUUCAGGAGGUGGUGCCUGAGCUUUUGACUAUAAUGAUUGGGACGAUGAAGGAGAAGGAGAUUUUGGUGCAGAAGGAGGAUGAUGAUCUUUGGGAGAUUACUUAUAUUCAGAUUCAGUGGAUUGCUCCUUCGUUAAAGGAUGAGCUAUUCCCUGAUGAAGAUAUGUAGACCUUUAAAUUGGUUGAUGCACUUAAUAAAAUUUUAGUUGAUGCAAUUUAAAUUGGUUGAUACAGACAUGUUAAGCUUAGUUUUAUUAUGUUUUAAUAAAAAUCACGUCUAAUUA
This is a messenger RNA of Brassica rapa (field mustard), 6522 nucleotides long. Its product is annotated as ARF guanine-nucleotide exchange factor GNL2. Gene Ontology annotation, biological process: regulation of ARF protein signal transduction. Lineage: Eukaryota; Viridiplantae; Streptophyta; Magnoliopsida; Brassicales; Brassicaceae. The record is from RefSeq and is a predicted model, not a curated record. Gene Ontology annotation, molecular function: guanyl-nucleotide exchange factor activity.